AUUUUUACAGGAAUCUCUCAACAAAAGAAAAUGAUAAAAACCCAUCUCCCCUUCUCCUGAAGCCACUCCUAAACCCCACACACACACACACACUCACUCACAAAAAUGCUCAGAGCUCUCAUUCUCAAACGCUCCCACCCUUCUUCUCUCCACCACCACCACCUCCUCAAACCCCUCACCUCCACCACCGUCACCGCCACCACAUCCAGACGCCCCUUCUGCACCACCACCCCAACCCCAACCCCAACCCCAACACCCAUCGCUUCCUCCACCACCUCAGAGCUCCGCAGAUACCUCGGCUACACAGCUCUCGUCCUCUUCUGCGGCGUCGCCACCUACUAUUCCUUCCCAUUCCCCGAAAACGCCAAGCACAAAAAAGCCCAAUUCUUCCGCUACGCCCCAUUGCCCGACGACCUCCACACUGUCUCCAACUGGAGCGGGACCCACGAGGUCCAAACCCGGGUUUUUCACCAACCCGAGAAUCUCCAGCAGUUGGAGAAUGUGGUUAAGGAAGCUCAUAAAGCUAAGACCCGGAUUAGGCCGGUCGGGUCGGGGCUUUCCCCGAAUGGGAUCGGGUUAUCCAGGGCUGGGAUGGUGAACUUGGCGUUGAUGGAUAAGGUUUUGGAAGUGGAUAAAGGGAAGAAGACUGUGAGAGUUGAAGCUGGGAUAAGGGUUCAGCAAUUGGUUGAUGGGAUUAAGGAUUCUGGGCUUACUUUGCAAAAUUUUGCUUCCAUUAGAGAGCAGCAGAUUGGUGGCAUUGUUCAGGUUGGGGCACAUGGUACUGGUGCAAGACUGCCUCCCAUUGAUGAGCAGGUCAUCAGCAUGAAACUGGUAACUCCUGCCAAGGGGACAAUAGAGGUUUCAAAAGAGAAAGAUCCGGAGCUGUUUUAUUUAGCUCGUUGUGGUCUAGGCGCUCUUGGUGUGGUAGCUGAAGUCACAAUCCAAUGUGUUGAGAGACAGGAGCUUGUGGAGCACACAACUGUCUCAAAUGUGAAAGAAAUCAAGAAAAACCACAAGAAAUUGCUAUCUGACAAUAAGCAUGUGAAGUACCUACAUAUUCCAUAUACUGACACUGUUGUGGUUGUGACGUGCAAUCCUGUUUCAAAGUGGCGAGGUCCCCCAAAGUUCACACCCAAAUAUAGUAGUGAUGAAGCCAUACAGCAUGUUUGUGAUCUCUAUAAGGAAUCCCUCCAGAAAUACAGAAAAAUUACAACUGAAUCUCCAGACAGCAAUGAACCAGACAUAAAUGAGCUAUCAUUUACAGAGUUGAGAGAUAAACUACUUGCCAUGGAUCCUCUCAACAAGGACUAUGUUAUAAAGAUCAAUCAAGCCGAGGCUGAGUUCUGGAGGAAGUCAGAGGGAUACAGAGUGGGAUGGAGUGAUGAAAUAUUGGGCUUUGAUUGUGGUGGCCAGCAGUGGGUUUCUGAAACAUGUUUCCCUGCAGGAACGCUAGCCAAGCCAAGCAUGAAAGACCUUGAAUUCAUAGAAGAUCUGAAGCAGCUCAUAGAGAAGCAAGAUAUACCUGCACCUGCACCAAUAGAGCAGCGUUGGACAGCUCGCAGCAAGAGUUCCAUGAGUCCUGCUUCAAGCUCUGGAGAGGAUGAUAUAUUCACAUGGGUUGGAAUUAUCAUGUACCUGCCUACAAUGGAUGCCCGCCAGAGAAAGGAAAUAACAGAAGAGUUCUUCCACUACUGGCAUCUGACCCAGUCACGAUUGUGGGAUCGGUAUUCUGCUUAUGAACAUUGGGCUAAGAUUGAGGUUCCAAAGGACAAAGAAGAGCUUGCAGCUCUCCAAGCAAGGCUAAGGAAGCGUUUUCCAGUGGAUGCAUACAAUAAAGCACGAAGGGAAUUGGACCCCAACAAGAUCCUUUCUAAUAACAAGCUGGAGAAGCUGUUUCCAUCAUCAGACACCGUUUGAGAAGCAUGCUAUGAUGGUGGAAAAGAGUAUUCAUUAGAUCACAAAAGGAGCAUGGCAUUAUCUAGCUAAAUUGGCCCCUCUACUGGAGUGGCUUUACGUUGCUUCAUUCCCAGUUAAUAACGCAUUACCAUAAAAGUGUUUUGACAACUUCGCUAAAUGGCUUUAAGAGGGUUCCUUAAAACUGAAUUUUGAAGUUUUAGGAAAAAUUUUACAAUUCAUUGUUCAUGCUUUAUAAAUCUAUAAUUUUAAAGCAUUAUCCACUAUAGUUUGUCAAAUACUUGAAAUGCUAAAGAUCUUUUCAGUUAAAAGUUUUAUAUUGUAAAAACUAUACUACUAAACUCUACAAUCCAAAGCUCUACUUAUUACAGCAAUGUCAAAGG
Messenger RNA from Quercus lobata, 2297 nucleotides. RefSeq names its product L-galactono-1,4-lactone dehydrogenase (gene GLDH). The record is from RefSeq and is a predicted model, not a curated record. Gene Ontology annotation, cellular component: membrane. Gene Ontology annotation, molecular function: galactonolactone dehydrogenase activity; FAD binding; D-arabinono-1,4-lactone oxidase activity. NCBI's taxonomy places the organism in Eukaryota, Viridiplantae, Streptophyta, Magnoliopsida, Fagales, Fagaceae. The transcript is spliced from 7 exons. Bases 106 to 1917 code for a protein of 603 amino acids.